Messenger RNA from Gossypium arboreum, 886 nucleotides. Its product is annotated as bifunctional protein FolD 1, mitochondrial-like. Gene Ontology annotation, molecular function: methenyltetrahydrofolate cyclohydrolase activity; methylenetetrahydrofolate dehydrogenase (NADP+) activity. The record is from RefSeq and is a predicted model, not a curated record. Gene Ontology annotation, biological process: tetrahydrofolate interconversion. Bases 66 to 668 code for a protein of 200 amino acids. Gene Ontology annotation, cellular component: cytosol. The transcript is spliced from 3 exons. NCBI's taxonomy places the organism in Eukaryota, Viridiplantae, Streptophyta, Magnoliopsida, Malvales, Malvaceae.
GUCAUGGUCUUAUUCAGUUGUAAUACUAUCUUGAAUUUUACAAGAGAACCCUCAAUGUUCUGCAAAUGACUUGUAAAAGUUUCCUGGUACAGCAUUUGGAUGAGGAGAAGAUUUUGAAUCUGGUGAGUUUAGAAAAAGACGUGGAUGGCUUCCAUCCAAUAAAUAUGGGGAAUCUCUCCAUGAGAGGAAGGGAACCGCUCUUUGUUCCCUGCACACCUAAAGGUUGCCUUGAGUUAUUGCUUCGAUCUGGUGUGGGAAUAGUGGGAAAGAAGGCAGUAGUGAUCGGGAGAAGCAACAUUGUAGGAUUGCCUAUAGCAUUACUACUGCAGAGGCACCAUGCAACCGUCACAACAGUACAUGCUUGCACGAAGAAUCCCGAACAUAUCACAUGCGAAGCUGACAUAGUAGUCACAGCAGCUGGGGUACCUAAUAUGAUUCGUAGUAGUUGGCUGAAGCCGGGUGCAGUUGUUAUUGAUGUUGGGACUUGUCCAGUUGAGGAUCCCAGCGCGGAGUAUGGAUACCGUCUUGUAGGAGAUGUAUGCUAUGAAGAAGCAUUGAGGAUAGCAUCUGCAGUUACUCCAGUACCCGGAGGAGUUGGACCUAUGACAAUUGCCAUGCUUCUGUGCAACACUCUUGAUUCUGCCAAACGGCUGUAUGGCUUUACGUGACCAGCAGCUCUCAUUAUGAAUGGCUCGCAAUUUAUUUAGUAUCUACAAAGCAUUAGCUUGGUUGUAUUUUACGGUUUCUUCUCAUCAUUUUUGCAGUCCCCAUCUUACCUUAACAAUCAACUAGGGAGUACGGACUUUUUUGUCUCAUUAUUUAUUCUUUUUGCUUUCAUUUUCUAAAUAAUUGGUAAAUUGCAAAAGCAAAUUAUUAGGAAACAAAA